AUGAAUAAUACCAGCGCAGUUUACAGUCCAGACCAAACACGGUGCUCCUCUAGUGUGUCCGAAACAGUAACGGUUGUUCUUUCAACGGUCAGUUUGCUGGCGUUAAUGGGGAAUUCUCUUGUCAUCCUAACAUUUAUUAAGUCUGUUAGCCUUAAAAACAGCUCUAACUACUACAUCGUUAACAUGGCGGCUUCUGAUCUGGUUUGUGUUCUCCUUAACUGGCCGCUCUAUGCUACUGAAGGGAUGUUAAAACCUGGCGGAAGUCUAAUUACAAACUCAGCUUUCGCUACAAUUUGCUGCAAAAUGGGAAUUUAUUCACGAUCAGUGUCGUAUGUGGUUUCCAUUCUAAGCUUAAUGCUCGUCGCUGUGGACAGAUUUAUUGUAACCGCGUUUCCACUAAAGGCUUUAAACAUAUCUCAAAAGCCUCGCAUAUUCUUUCUGCUUAUAAGUUGGUUGUUGCCAGCGAUUUCCCUAGUACCGUACCUGUUCUAUACGAAAAUCGUUGAAAUAGAGAACCAAACGUUUUGUAGAAACCUGACGAGUGUAUAUUUGCUGAGGAUAUAUUACGCCGUGGGUUUUGUCUUAUUCUACUGUGCUCCGCUUAUUUCAAUUCUCAUCUUGUAUCCUCGUACCAUGAAACAUUUACGGACAUCUAGAGUAAAGGUUGACAACGGAGGAGGGAGAACUGCUCUUGCUUCAAAAAGACUGAAACAAAGCCGGAACAUCAUGAGUAUCUUUGGAUCAAUCGUUCUGACAUUUUUUAUUUGCUGGACACCAUAUUAUGUUUAUUUGUUCCUGAAAUCCUUUUAUCCUUCGAUAUUUCUGAAGGAUAAAUGUCUCUUUCUUGUUGGUUUAUUUUAUUAUUUAUUUCCUAUUCUUAGUACAGUAACAAACCCCUUCAUUCUUAUGCUUUUUAGUACAAGCUAUCGUGAGGCCAUAAAAAGCUUA
Porites lobata is the source of this 948-nucleotide messenger RNA. The record is from the annotation of a GenBank genome assembly. NCBI's taxonomy places the organism in Eukaryota, Metazoa, Cnidaria, Anthozoa, Scleractinia, Poritidae.